Molecule: messenger RNA, 3042 nt
Organism: Centruroides sculpturatus (bark scorpion)
Lineage: Eukaryota; Metazoa; Arthropoda; Arachnida; Scorpiones; Buthidae
Exons: 6
Coding region: 297-1418 (373 amino acids)
Source: RefSeq, a predicted model, not a curated record
CAAGGUUCUCUAGGCCUACGCGCUCGAAUUCUAGAUAUUUCGCUCGCUUCCGAGGAUUAACAAAUUUCCGACCUUUCCUACAAAUUCCUGCAGAGAAUUACCUUAGGAUUGUGUUCUCUUUUAGGAAGAAUUACUUUCAAAGGAGUAGAAAUGGCACAGACUGCGCUCCUAAGACAACUAUCGAAGAUCAAUUGAAUCGCAGGUGGCGGAACGACGACCACUUCAGUGUUUAAAGAUGGCGAUGUUUAUGUGACAAGAUGCACGGAGAAAGAAGCGAAACUAUUUAAAUCUAUUUUAUGAAAAAUGGACUGAAAAUGAUGAGCUCGGUCUUACACUGUUACGAAUUCCUUUUAUUACAAAGACUCGACGAGGACGAAGAUUUAUGGAACGAGUUAAAGGAAAAGUUUUGCAAAGAGAAGGAACGUUAUGUUAGGUUACAGAAUAUUCCUCCCAAAUUAUGGUUUUUAGCUAUAACACUGGAGAAGACUAAAGACAGGUUUCCAGCUUUUGUAAAAAAAUUAUCUUCUGAAGCCUCUCGUCAAGUGCCUUUACCUGGUGAAAAUCUUCUAAGCAGAUACUUAGCCAUGAAUGAAUUUGUUGAACUGCAUCUUGACAGUAUAUUUAAAUAUGGAGAAGGAGGUCAUUUACCACGUGAGCUGUUUAGAUGCCCAAAUGUACGUGCCAUCUCUUUGAAAUAUAAUUUCUUGGAGAGAGUACCUGCUGACAUUGGAAGGCUUCAACGUUUAGAAUAUCUUGCACUGACAAACAAUAGACUACAGAACUCUUCAAUUCCUUACACGCUCACUUUCUGUCGUCGUCUGAAGGUGUUACUACUAGAUAAUAACCUUCUUGAUGCUCUUCCCGGUUUCCUAUUGAAGAUGCCCUCUCUUCAGACGGUACAUAGACACGGGAAUCAUAACUACUUCAAGGCAACUUUCAUGUGGUAUCACACGGAUGUCAAUGACAGGAUUCUUGCUGUCAACGGGUCACCUUCUCACCAGUCAGUUCGUCAACCGGAUUCCCUCCAGUUUCUCUCCGCUAGAGCCGUGAUAGCUGCAAAAAUUAAUUUUUAUACUUGUUCUUACAUACCUUCGAUGCUCAUGGAUUACAUUUCGGAUAUGUAUUUCAAGUUUAACAUCUGUGGGAACUGCACAAAAGCAGAAUUGCAAGCGCAGUCAGGUUAUAAAGUGUUCACUUUCAAGAAUCCCUAUCUUGGAAACACGUGCGUUCCAUUUCAGCACUGGGCGUGUUGCAUAAAGUGUGCAGAAAAGAUUGAAGUUCCAGCUAGAAUAGAACAAAUUAUAUCCUCUCAGGAACAGGAUCGCCAAUAUCACAGAUACAUUCAGGAAGAACAGGAUAGAUGCCGCUAUCGACAGAGGCAUAACACCACAACCCCUCUGAGCUGUUGUCUUUUCUGACCCUGGCAGAAACUAUAAACAAUUUAAUUGUUAAAAAAAGUGGUAAAAUAAUGGACAUUUUUAUGUUAUAGACACAUUAAAUUGGCAUUCUAAGUUAUUAUUUUGAGAAGCAAAUUGAUUUUGCUAUGUAUUUUUUAGUUUAUAUCAGGUAAGUAAUGAUACAAGUUUCCUUCUGUUUAUUCAAAAAAGCAAACUUUUAGGCAUCAAUUGUGAUAUUAUUCCGAUAAAUUAAUUAUUUGGGUGAUGUUUUUGUUAUUUGCGAACAUCCGUGUAAUCAAAUUAACUUAUUGUUUAAUUUAUUUGCUAUGAGUGAUAGGAUAAGCAAUAAUUAGUAUUAUAAAGUGAUAAGCGUGAAACUAGGAACAUGAGUUACCAAAUGAGAUUAUAUUCCUUUUCCCCUUCAUUAUGUGCACUAUUAGAUUUUAAAUAUUGCACAGUUUGUAUUAUUAUGUUUUCAUUUUUUAAGAGUUUUAUGUAUUCUAGAAUCCUAUGGUUAAAUUUUGAAUAUGACAUAUCUGUAUACAUAUACACACACACACACACACUCACAUAUAUACACCCACCCACAUAUUGUAUAAUUGUAUAUAAAACUUUUUGUAAUUACUACACAAAUUAUAUAAUGCUGUUUGGAUGAUAUUCCGACAAAUAUAUGCUCAAGAAGGAUAAUGAUAAAGAACACAUUCUGCAAAUGACACUAUCAAUUAUUGCACUCGACAGUAAUGCCGUGCUGCAGAAUUAACCACGCAUUUCUAUGUAAAAGCUUGACUUUGACAUUGUCAUUUUAAGUCACUGGUCAUACAAAAUCCUUUCCGGACUAAGACCCAAAACAUAUCAAAACACUACUUUUAUGAAUCUAUAUGUAUCUUAGUGUUAUUUAAUGCAGAUAUCUUUAAAUUGUACGAUAUAUAUCUGUAUACAAGUUAUAUUUGAAGAGUAGGAGAUGAAGUUAAUAUUUUGCUGGAGUUUGAUGAUCAAAAUACUUUUAAUAAACAAUCCAGCUUUGGUAUUGCACCACAUAUUUUAACAGUCAAAAAAGAAACGAAAGCUGCAUGCAUGUUGACAGUUUGGCUCCACACAUUAGAACAGUAUUAUCAAUUUAAAAUGUGAGUAGAUUUGAUUUUGUAUGUCAGUAUGUUGGAGUGAAUGGCUCCAAAAUUAGUGGAUCCUUUUCUUUCUUAGUGGGUUUGGUCCAUUCAGAUCCACAGGAACAUGCUGUCAUUCACUUAAAUAAAUUUGCAUACUGUCCAAAUGAUAAACUAACUAAAACAUUCAUUUCUUUUAUAAUGUUGCAAGACCCGAGUGCAAUAUAUUGUCUGUUUUUGUAAAUUUGUGUCGUCGCCGAAAGCCAUCUGUUAUUGAGAUGGCAUAUAAAUUCUUCGAGAUACAUUGUUAAAAUUGUAUGUAUAUAAGGUCGUGUGCCAAAGUUAAGAGAAAUAUAAAAAUUGUUACAAUUUGUGUGUGCUUUUCUUGUGUUAUACAUAUUCUAGAUAUUGAUAAUGUCUAAAAACAACAGACACACUCCAAAAUCUGGAGAAAGAAAUCAGAAGACCCAGAUUCCACAAGAUAUCAGGUGAUCGGCAAAGAAAUCUUUCAAAAACCAGAAUGUCUGCAAGUGAUUAGUAAU